Arabis nemorensis is the source of this 1338-nucleotide messenger RNA. The record is from the annotation of a GenBank genome assembly. NCBI's taxonomy places the organism in Eukaryota, Viridiplantae, Streptophyta, Magnoliopsida, Brassicales, Brassicaceae.
AUGAUCAUCAAUACCAAUGAUCAGAUAAGCAAACUCCCAAAUGAUGUUUUGGUAAAGAUCCUAGGGAGAAUGACUAUGGUAGAUGCUGUGAGGACAAGCGUUCUAGCGCGACGAUGGGAAAAUGUAUGGAAGGAGACGUCUCAUCUCUCGUUGGACAUGAGAUGGAUCGCUAGAGCCAGAAGCCUUUUGUCCGAUGUUACUCCUGAAGCCGCUAAAUCGGUGACUAAGGUCAUAAAGGAUCACCGUGGCAAUUUGGAAAGCUUCACACUCUUCCAUGAGCCAUGCCAAUAUGAACAAGGGAUGUUCGAGGCUUGGAUUCAAUCACUGAUUCAUGAGAAACUCACCAAGCAUCUCAUGCUUGUAAACUGCCGGUCGGAACAAAACACAAAACAAAAUAUCCCACUCAACUUGCCCCCAAAGUCAUUUUCCCAUCCAAACCUCCAUUCACUAAUGCUAAGUCAGUACGACUUAGAAACUCCACAUGCUUUCAACAGCUGUUGGAAUAUAAAAACUCUCAAACUCAUUGGCAUAUCCGCCGAGAUUGAAGUCUUUAAUGUAGUCCUUGUAUCCUGCGUUUCCCUCGAAGCUCUUGUGUUAAAGAUCAGCUGCCACAAAAGAAGUGGUAUUCUCAAGAUUGAGAACCGCAAAUUAAAGUUCUUACAUCUCUCUUGUUCUGAUCAGAUUGAUGGCCUAGAAGUGUCUUCACCUGGUGUGGAUAUCUUUUCAAUUGAAUCUCUUUCGAGUGACGUGGAUAAGGUCGUCAUUGCAAACCCUAGAAUCAAGUUCAGUAGAAACUAUUGGACGACAGGAACAAAUUUCCCUCACAUAAGCUAUAAUAUCUCAUGCCCCGAUCAGGAGGAAAAAAGCGUUGGACAUGAAUUCAUGAUGAGCAGACCAAGUGACUAUAUGAAAAGGUUUGGAUCGAUGUCAGUGAGUGUAGACUUGACUAAUACAAAAGAAGUUGAGAUGCUUAAAGAUGUUUUAGUUGCAUGGCCUGUAGAAAUGGUAGAACUUGAGAUCAAGUUUAAGAAUAACAGUACUCCUCAGAAUGAAGGUGAGUCUUCGAUUGGAGGAACAUGGAAGAAGUUUUGGGAAGGGACAAAACCGUUUCCCAACGCUAACUUCCGUGCAUAUAAUAUAUGGCUGAUUAACUUCAGCGGUUCAAAAGAAGAGUUUGCGUUCGCCUCGCGUUUGAUAACGCAAGGUACGGUGGCUAGGACUAUGGUGAUCAAACUGUCGCCGGUUUCUCCAACUAAGAAGUCUGAGCUAAAAGCAGCAGUGGCUAGGCUAAAGGAACUUCCAAAAGGUCACAGGGAGCUUGGUAUACUUGUGAGCUGA